Molecule: messenger RNA, 465 nt
Organism: Striga asiatica
Lineage: Eukaryota; Viridiplantae; Streptophyta; Magnoliopsida; Lamiales; Orobanchaceae
Source: the annotation of a GenBank genome assembly
AUGGUUAAACCAUCGAAUCUUCUUGUUCUGGAUGAGCCAACCAAUCGUUUGGACAUACCCACGAAAGAAAUGCUUGAGGACUUGAGAUUCUUCAUAAAGCAAAUUGUUAAUCGGGUUUUGGAAGUGAAAGACGGGGUUCUUCAGGACUAUUCUGGAGAUUACGAUUAUUUCCUCAUGUCAGAGCCAAAACAUCUUCGCACUUGUGGUGGUAAAAAAACCAGCUGUCAAGAACACUCGUUCAUUAAAGUACGUACGGAAAAACUGAAACAAAAAACUGCUGAUGGACUUGUUUUGACAAUCUUGCCCUUGCCGGUGCCGGAAUUUUGCUGCUUGGGGUCCGAUUUUUCGACCUUGACUAGAGAAACUUGCCGUGGAGGAUUAUCUCCGGCACCGCCAGCUGUGGUGGCGGCAGCCACCAAUUGGUGGAGGGGAAACAAGAAAUCCGUCCGGAAGAACUUGUACUGA